UUCUCUCCUGUGAUGCUGGGCUCUCCCUUCAAUCACACAUCAUCAAAUGCUGCCACAUUCAUCCUUGUGGGUGUCCCAGGAUUGGAGGCAGUUCACCUUUGGCUGGCAAUUCCUCUGAGUGCCAUGUACACUGUAGCCUUAUUAGGGAAUAUCCUUAUUCUGACUGUGAUCUGGGCAGACUCAGGACUGCAUGAACCCAUGUACUAUUUUCUAUGUGUCUUAGCUGCUGUGGACAUUGUCAUGUCAACCUCUGUGGCCCCCAAAAUGCUGACUAUCUUCUUUUCAGGCAAUGGCAUCAUUGGCUUUGCUGCCUGCUUCAUUCAGAUGUACAUCGUCCAUGCAGCAACAGCUGUGGAGACUGGGUUGCUCCUGUCAAUGGCCUUUGACCGCUAUGUGGCCAUCUGCAAACCCUUGCACUACCAGACUAUCCUUACCCCACGGACAAUGCUGGGCAUUGGUGUGGCCAUUAUGAUCAGAGCAAUUAUGGUCAUGACCCCACUGAGCUGGUUGAUUGUCCAUCUGCCAUACUGUAGAUCCCAUGUAAUUCUUCAUUCCUACUGUGAACACAUGGCUGUGGCCAAGCUGGCAUGUGCUGACCAUAUGCCCAGCAGUCUCUAUAGUUUGAUUGCCUCCUUUAUCAUCGUAGGCUUUGAUGUGACUUUUAUAGCUACUUCCUAUACUCUGAUCCUUUGGGCUGUGUUCAACCUGUCCUCUCAGGAUGCUCGGUUCAAGGCACUCAGUACAUGUGGUUCCCAUGUGACUGUCAUGGUCCUUUACUACUUACCUGCUAUGGUAUCCAUCUACAUGGCUUGGUUGGGGCAGGAUAUGGUACCCUUGCAUGCUCAGGUGCUUCUGGCUGAUUUCUACUUAGUUAUCCCUCCUAUGCUGAACCCUCUCAUCUAUGGCCUGAAGACAAAGAGGAUCCGAGAGCGGGUGUGGAAUGCAGUGGUCAUCACCCUUACAGGAUCUAAUUGCUUGAAUUCCAAGAAAGAGAAAAGAUCCAAGCAGGUGUUUGCUAUAUGA
Messenger RNA from Monodelphis domestica (gray short-tailed opossum), 1023 nucleotides. RefSeq names its product olfactory receptor 52I1-like. The record is from RefSeq and is a predicted model, not a curated record. NCBI's taxonomy places the organism in Eukaryota, Metazoa, Chordata, Mammalia, Didelphimorphia, Didelphidae. Gene Ontology annotation, cellular component: plasma membrane. Gene Ontology annotation, molecular function: G protein-coupled receptor activity; olfactory receptor activity. Gene Ontology annotation, biological process: G protein-coupled receptor signaling pathway.